Molecule: messenger RNA, 600 nt
Organism: Oppiella nova
Lineage: Eukaryota; Metazoa; Arthropoda; Arachnida; Sarcoptiformes; Oppiidae
Source: the annotation of a GenBank genome assembly
UCUACCCUCCUAUCACAUUAAUGAUGAUAACUUACAAAUAGACUGACUAUGUUUAGGGGUCGACCCAACGACAAGUAUGGUAUGGUUAGACCACCCGUUCCUGAUCCGGAUGAAGUGCUUAAGGAAAUCAAACCCCAAUACUAUGACCAGAAACUCAACCAUUUUGACGAUCACGAUAACCGUACUUUCAAACAGCUGUAUUACACCGAAGAUUCGCACUACAAAACUGGUGGACCGGUAUUUGUGAUGAUAGGGGGUGAGGGAACCGCCCCUCUCGAGUUCAUGACCAGUAGCGCUAGUUUUAUAGUGAAAAGUGCCAAACAAUUCAACGCGUUUAUGGCAACAUUAGAGCACCGGUACUACGGAGAGUCCCAACCUUUCAACGACACAACCGUUGAACACCUGAAAUACCUGUCCAGUGAACAGGCGUUGGCCGACACGGCGGACUUCAUACAGUAUUUGACCAAAAAGUUGUCACUUUCAGGCAAAGUGGUUGUGUUUGGGGGCUCUUAUGCCGGAUCAUUGGCCGCCUGGUUCAGGGAGAAGUACCCCAACAUAGCUGUCGGUGCCAUAGCGUCCAGCGCUCCCGUGUUGGCUGAA